This is a messenger RNA of Penicillium argentinense, 612 nucleotides long. RefSeq lists its product as uncharacterized. The record is from RefSeq and is a predicted model, not a curated record. NCBI's taxonomy places the organism in Eukaryota, Fungi, Ascomycota, Eurotiomycetes, Eurotiales, Aspergillaceae. The coding region runs from base 1 to 612 and encodes 203 amino acids. The transcript is spliced from 3 exons.
AUGCAUAUUCCAUUUCCCAAUCUUUUCCCCCCAUCACUCACACUCAUUGGGUCAAUUCGGCUUUCACUCGGAAAGCCGAUCAAAGGGCUUGGCCAUCCAUCCAGGCCCGUUUUUGUAUCGACCUGGGAGGCCAAAGGCCGUCGCAGAGGAGGUCUGGACGGUCGGAUGGCUGGUGGCUCGCUCGCAGCCAAUCCCCUGCAUUGCGCGAAGGUUGUUGCGGUUGAGUCGCUGUCUGGUGUUGCGCGCGACGCCCGCAGCCAUCUCGGUCUGGCCCUUGGGGAGGACCUCGUCGCUUUCGACUCCAGGUCGCGGCCGUCGGCAAUGCUCGUCUCUUUCUUCUCCACCCAGUCCUCAUGCUCCAUGGACGAAUCAGAUGCGUCGUUCGGCUGCAAGGGGACUCGCGCUACUGAAGCUGAAGCUGCGCGGGAAGUUGCGAGGCAGCGUCUGGCUGUCACGGCGUUCCAGAUUCUGUGGGAGAAAGCGGGGUGUGCGAAUAUCUGCCGGGUCAUCUUCUUGAUCAGAAAUGCAGUAUUCGUCGUCACUUUCCUCUCCAGAGGUCUCCGUGGGCUCGACAAUCUGACAGGCGUCACCACCUGCCGGUGGUUCCUCUGA